Molecule: messenger RNA, 1566 nt
Organism: Nothoprocta perdicaria
Lineage: Eukaryota; Metazoa; Chordata; Aves; Tinamiformes; Tinamidae
Gene: GOT2
Product: glutamic-oxaloacetic transaminase 2
Exons: 10
Coding region: 1-1248 (415 amino acids)
Biological process (GO): biosynthetic process; L-aspartate catabolic process
Cellular component (GO): mitochondrion
Molecular function (GO): L-aspartate:2-oxoglutarate transaminase activity; pyridoxal phosphate binding
Source: RefSeq, a predicted model, not a curated record
AUGUUCCUGAAGAAGCAGAUUGGUUUUCRGGGCCCAGAGCCCUGCUCAUGGUGGUCUCACGUGGAGAUGGGUCCCCCCGACCCUAUCCUGGGUGUGACGGAAGCCUUCAAGCGCGACACCAACUCCAAGAAGAUGAACCUGGGCGUCGGGGCGUACCGGGAUGACAACGGAAAGCCCUACGUGCUCAACUGCGUUCGUAAGGCAGAGGCACAGAUAGCGGCUAAGAAGAUGGACAAGGAGUAUUUGCCCAUUGCGGGGCUAGCGGAUUUCACCAGGGCAUCAGCAGAGUUGGCGCUGGGAGAAAACAGUGAGGCCUUCAAGAGCGGCCGGUAUGUCACUGUGCAGGGUAUUUCUGGAACUGGAUCUCUGCGAAUUGGAGCCAAUUUUCUGCAACGGUUCUUCAAGUCUAGUCGUGAUGUGUACCUGCCCAAACCAUCGUGGGGCAACCACACACCCAUCUUCCGUGAUGCUGGCCUGCAGCUUCAGGCUUACCGCUACUACGACCCCAAGACUUGCAGCCUUGACUUCUCAGGAGCCAUGGAUGACAUUUCCAAAAUUCCAGAGAAGAGCAUCAUCCUCUUGCAUGCUUGUGCUCACAACCCCACCGGCGUGGAUCCCCGUCAGGAGCAAUGGAAGGAGAUGGCUGCUGUGGUGAAGAAACGGAACCUCCUUGUGUACUUUGACAUGGCCUACCAGGGCUUUGCCAGCGGGGACAUCAACCGGGAUGCCUGGGCUGUACGGCACUUCAUCGAGCAGGGCAUCAACAUCGUGUUGGCACAGUCCUACGCCAAGAACAUGGGGCUGUACGGGGAGCGUGUGGGCGCUUUCACGGUGAUCUGCAGUGAUGCCGAGGAAGCCAAGAGGGUGGAGUCGCAGCUGAAGAUCCUCAUCCGUCCCAUGUAUUCCAACCCGCCCAUCAAUGGAGCCCGCAUCGCCUCCCUCAUCCUGAACAGCCCUGACCUGCGGAAGGAGUGGCUGGUGGAGGUGAAGAGCAUGGCUGACCGGAUCAUCAGCAUGCGAACUCAGCUYGUGUCCAACCUCAAGAAAGAGGGAUCCUCCCACAACUGGCAGCACAUCACCGACCAGAUUGGCAUGUUCUGCUUCACAGGGCUGAAGCCUGAGCAGGUGGAGCGACUGACCAAGGAGUUCUCCAUCUACAUGACAAAGGACGGCCGAAUCUCUGUGGCGGGAGUCACGUCAGGCAACGUGGGCUACCUGGCUCACGCCAUCCAUCAAGUCACCAAGUAAAGACAGAGGUGUGCUUGGGAGCUGUUGGCCUUCCCUUCCCCRGUCUCUUGCUGCUUGUGGAAGAGCGGGAGAGGAAGGCAGCACAAGCAGAAGGCUUCCACCCACAGCACUUCAGGCUGCUGCUGAAUGUAUCUUGUAGAUGAAUCAUUGUAGAGGCCUAGUUGAAAUCCCCCUACGCUGCCAAGCAGGGGCACCAUUGCUGGCUUCUACUGCCAUCAGAACCAUUCACCCCUGCGGUUCAUGCUACCUCCCUCUGCCCCAGCACCCCUCUGCAUCGGAGGAAGCAAAUGGCCAGCGCUGCGGCACCUGUUGGCACCA